GUUAGUAAACAAAAGCAGGACCUCGCGGAGUUUCAGUCACCGCAGUUUUGGCAUUUUCGGAUUCCUAUUAUUUUCCUACUUCAAAUUUCAUUUCACUCUCCAGCAAAAUGACGACUUUAAGACCAUUCAAAUGCACGGACAUGCUCAAAUUCAACAAUGUGAACCUGGACCCUUUGACUGAAACUUAUGGGCUCUCAUUCUACAUGCAAUAUUUAGCUCACUGGCCUGAGUACUUCCAAGUUGCAGAGGCCCCAAAUGGAGACAUCAUGGGUUAUAUAAUGGGAAAAUCGGAGGGACACGGAGAAAACUGGCACGGACACGUUACGGCUCUAUCUGUUGCUCCUAUGUACCGAAGGCUCAACCUUGCUGCAACUUUAAUGGCGCACCUGGAAGAUAUCUCAGAAAAGAAAAAAGCGUACUUUGUUGACCUUUUUGUACGAGUCAGCAAUAAAGUGGCUAUAUCAAUGUAUCAAGCUCUAGGGUAUAUUGUGUACCGAACAGUUAUAGAGUAUUAUUCGGGUGAUCCGGAUGAGGAUGCCUAUGACAUGCGGAAAGCUUUAUCAAGAGAUGUUAAUAAAAAAUCGGUCAUCCCCCUGGCAAAUCCUGUGUACCCGGAAGAUGUUGAAUAAUCUUAAUCAUACUCCUAAAAUGUUCAAAAUUUGUCGUGCAAGUUCGUCUAAUCAUUAGAAGUGUAAACUAAGCAGAAAAAAAGAUACAAAAAUUAAGAAAUAUUUGAACAUUGAUUAAAUAAAAAAUCAGGUGUUUCCCGGAAAUUUCAGUGUAAAAAAAAAAUCAAUUUUUUUCUCGUUCAUGUUUAUUUUUACUUUUAUUCUCGAACCUCAGUUUAAAGACAUUUUUCCUCAUUUUAAUUUUAUUUUUAUAGAUGUACCUAAUUCUCUGCAUUUGCAAAGGGCCACCAUGUUUAAAAUUGUAGAGUGAGUCUCUCAUUGCAAAAAUUACCGGUUAGUCCAUUAUAAUCUCAGGUCCAUAAGAUGAAAGUAAGAGCUUAUUUCUGUACUGUGCGAUUAUUUUGUUUAAAGCAGAAUUCAAGGUAUGAUGUUAAAACUGGUGAUCCAUGAGUUUUUAUUUUCAGAGUUUGAAGAAAAAUAAUAGAGUUUUGGCCUUCAUAUGCUCCAACUUCCAAGCUGAAAGUUCCAGCCUCUAAGGCCUAAAGUCCUGUAUGAAUCUAGAUUUUUUCAUCCGUCACUCCUAGAGACUUAGUGAAAUCUAUGCUCAAUGUCUAUCACUCGCCUAUAGCUUUUUAUUUACUGUGCAUGUAUUGAAUGCAUUUUCUCUGAUUUUAUGAUGUAAGACAUUCUAAAAGUCAUUUAAGUAGUGAGUAAACGAUAAUUAAGAUGUAGCUAUCAUCACAUGAUGCAACUUUAAAAGUGAAGCUUUUAAAUGGACACAGACCUGAUCAAAGUCACAUUUCAUAGUUAAGGAUCAGAGUUGAAGAACAUUAUGUAUAAAAUUCAACAACUGGAGGUAGGUUUCUUUAUGUAAUUGUAUUCUGUCCUUUACAAAUUUCUGAAGGGAAGUAUAUGUUUUUGAAAUCAUUGUACUUUUUAUUGAGUGAGAGCUCAUCUUUGAGUUCUCUUCUUUACUUUUUCUAUCAGUGUCUGAGAGGAAGCGUUUUUUUUUUCUUAUUUUUCUUUUUUUAAGAUGAGUAAUAGUAUGUAUCCAUUCAAACGGAUUACUGUCACUAUUUUCUUUUAAAUACAAUUUGUCAUUUGUUACCUAAAA
Messenger RNA from Bemisia tabaci, 1743 nucleotides. It is a transcript of the gene Naa20A, whose product is annotated as N-alpha-acetyltransferase 20 A. The record is from RefSeq and is a predicted model, not a curated record. Gene Ontology annotation, cellular component: NatB complex. Gene Ontology annotation, biological process: N-terminal peptidyl-methionine acetylation. Lineage: Eukaryota; Metazoa; Arthropoda; Insecta; Hemiptera; Aleyrodidae. Gene Ontology annotation, molecular function: protein-N-terminal amino-acid acetyltransferase activity.